Molecule: messenger RNA, 1284 nt
Organism: Nicotiana attenuata
Lineage: Eukaryota; Viridiplantae; Streptophyta; Magnoliopsida; Solanales; Solanaceae
Exons: 1
Coding region: 1-1284 (427 amino acids)
Source: RefSeq, a predicted model, not a curated record
AUGGGCUAUUAUGGCCCCAGAUGCACUUGGUCCAAUGGUAGAGGACAAUGUUCCAUUGUUUGGAAAAUAUUGGAUAGAGGACUUGCAAAUGAUCAAUGGUUAGCUGCCUUUCCUGCUACUACAAUCUCUCACUUAGCGUCAACGGGGUCAGAUCACAACCCCCUACUCAUGGAAAUCAGAGUUAGGCAAGAAACUGGCAACAAAUAUUUUAGGUUCCUUAACCUCUGGGUUGAUAAUGAUAAUUUCAAACCAUUUGUUAAAGGAAUAUGGGAUAAACAUGUUUCUGGGAGUGCCAUGUGGAUAUUCCAUCAAAAACUAAAGGCUCUUUGUACUGGUUUGAGCCAGUGGUCAAGGCAAGAAUAUGGAGACAUAUUCCAAGAAGCAAAGGAAUAUGAAGAAAAGGUGAAAGCAGCAGAGAUGGUCUGGGCACAGACCAAUGAAGAAGCUGACAGGGCAAAUCUUCAUGAUCUUAAAGCUCAGUACAUAAGAUACAUGAAAUUAGAAGAGAACUUCCUAAAGCAAAAAACUCAACUUCAGUGGUUCAAAGAAGGAGAUGCCAACUCUAAGUACUUCCAUAGUCUCAUCAGAGGUAGAAGAAGAAAAUUGUAUAUCCACAAGAUCAAAGAUGAAGAUGGACAGUGGAUCCAAGGCGAUGAGGCUAUUGGUAAUGCAGCAUGUACAUUCUACCGAGAUCUCUUUACAGAUACAGGGGCUUCAAUAAGGGAAGAUCUCCUCUCCUGCAUUCCCUCCAUGAUCACUCAGGAAGACAAUGACUUACUGAGUGUAUAUCCCACCUUAUCAGAGCUCAAAGAGGUAGUCUUCUCUAUGAAUCCCACCAGUGCAGCAGAGCCAGAUGACUUCAAUGGCAAAUUCUACCAAUCAUGCUGGGACAUCAUCAAGGCUAACCUACUGAAUGUUGUCCUAGCUUUCUUUGGAGGAUGCAGUAUACCCAAGUAUAUGACCAGUACAUGUUCUGUGCUAUUGCCUAAGGUGGAAUUUCCCAAUUCUCUUUCUGAGUUUAGGCCCAUCAGUUUAAGCAACUUCAUCAACAAGAUCAUCUCCAAAGUUAUUUGCUCCAGAUUAGCUCCUAUCCUCCCCAGAAUAAUCUCAGCAAAUCAGUCUGGUUUUGUUAGAGGUAGAAAUAUCUCAGAAAACAUCAUGCUGGCACAAGAGAUAGUUCAUGGUAUCAAGAAGCCAAAUGAAGGCUCCAAUGUUGUCAUCAAGCUAGAUAUGGCCAAGGCUUAUAUGAUAGGGUGUCAUGGAGCUACACCCGCAUUAUGUUAA